Molecule: messenger RNA, 2212 nt
Organism: Calypte anna (Anna's hummingbird)
Lineage: Eukaryota; Metazoa; Chordata; Aves; Apodiformes; Trochilidae
Gene: MTHFS
Product: methenyltetrahydrofolate synthetase
Exons: 3
Coding region: 365-799 (144 amino acids)
Biological process (GO): tetrahydrofolate interconversion; folic acid-containing compound biosynthetic process
Cellular component (GO): mitochondrion
Molecular function (GO): 5-formyltetrahydrofolate cyclo-ligase activity
Source: RefSeq, a predicted model, not a curated record
GGGGGCGGGGGGAAGCCCGCCGGGGACUUUCCGUGCCUCGCUGGGGACCGGGGGGAGCCGCCACCAUCUCGGCCGCUGCUUCGGCCUCCCCGGGCCUGUGCGCCCAGCGCGGGGCUGGGAGCUCCGCCUCGGCCCCCGCCUUCCCCUCUCAGCGCUGCUCGUGGGUGCCGGGAACCGCAGCUGCUGCCCUGGGGUGUCGGCAGAGAGCGGUGACUCCCCCACCACCACCGAGAGAAGGCGUGGGGGGGAGCGAAACUGGAAGCAAACUGAGUCAGAAGCCCCGGAGCAGCGCGGUUCUCACGGGUUCUGGGUGAUUGGCCAUCCCAAGUACCAAGGAUCCCAAAGAAUUGCAGUCUUCCUGAGCAUGCCAGAUGAAAUCCAAACUGAAGAAAUCAUUAAGGACAUUUUUAAGCAAGGCAAAGAGUGUUUCAUCCCACGUUACAAACCUCAGAGCAACCAAAUGGACAUGCUGAAGUUAUCAUCAGCUGAAGACAUUUCUUCACUUACUUUGACAUCCUGGAACAUUCUUCAGCCUCGUGAUGAUGACAGCACAAGAGAGGAAGCUCUUGCUAGUGGGGGUCUUGACCUUAUCUUCAUGCCAGGCCUUGGGUUUGACAAAAAAGGCAACAGAUUGGGAAGAGGGAAAGGAUAUUAUGAUACCUAUCUUGAAAGAUGUAUGAAACACCCCAGUGGUAAGCCUUACACAAUUGCCUUGGCUUUUAGGGAACAGAUUUGUGAAUCAGUGCCUGUGGCAGAAAAUGAUGUCCAAGUAGAUGAAAUCCUUUAUGAAGACUGCUGAAAGUAUCUUGAUACCAACCAACCUUCAGAGUGACCAACCAAAGACAUCGGAUCCAUCAAUCAUGACUUUGAGAGUCAUAUAUGACUUUGGGAGUAAUGAAAUACAGUAUCUGUGCUUGGGGAAAAAGCAAACAAAGAAAAAACAAACAAAAAACCAAACCAACACUGUGAAUGCAGUAGUGAGGAUUGCAUUGAUUGCUUCUAAUUAGAAAAUAUCUGGUGUGAAUUCUUAUUCUAGAAUCAAUAGGAACAAGAAUGUGUGACUGUAUUACAGUAAGGACCAUUUCUUAUUACCAUCCUUUUGGGAAGCAAGCUACUUCAUACUUAAUAGUUUUGUAAUUACAGCGAACUAUCUGCUAAUGCAGUUCUUGAUCCAUUCUGAACUAGAUACUUUUUGUAUAAGAAGUUCUUAGUUUUUAAAUAUUAUGUGCAUCCAUGAGGAAAACAAGAAAAUGCCAGAGAAGUCAUACAGUAAGCUGGGCAAAAUAUGGUGAUUUCAGUAAUAAUUUUGACUAUUUACUUGGCUCCUUGAAGUUGUCUUAAGAUAAAAGUAGUAUCUGUUAACUGAAAAGGAUUCAUGUCCAUAUCUGUGGCAUAUGAAUUCCUUUAUUUGAAUACAAGAUUGUACCGUAGUCUAGAAUGCAGUCAGUGAGUUCUCCACCUGGAAAAACACAGCUCUUUUUUUGUAAAAGAAUAUUCAAAAUUAUUAUAAUUUUGCACAUGGGCCAUUCAUAAUGUCCCAAAAUACUGUGUUAAGUGUGGAUGCUGUGCUUAAGACUGAAGAGAUGAUAAGAAUUACAGAGAACAGGUUUUGUGGGUGGAAAUUUGGUUGUUCCAUACAUCUGCAAACCAUCCUGGAAAUCAGGAAGAAGAUAGCAAAUACAUACUGCACACUGUCCAAGUAAUAGGACGCAGUAUUUACUUCAGGCUCAAUCAAACUGUCAAAAUUUUGUGUUUCUUCUCCAGUACAACGUCACUUUUUCUGUAUGUGUUUAACUUUGCCCUCAGUCAAUAAAUCAGUGCAUUCAUUUUCACCAAACUAAUAUGUGUAAUUGUUUUUAAAAUCCAUUAAUUUUCAAGGACCAGCUGCGGAACAGAAUGACCUCAAGACUUCCUCAAUAAUGACUGAUUUUGUGAACAAAACUGUACCUACAGUACAUACCAACCUUUUCAUCUUGGAAUUCUUGUAUUAAGUUUUAUUUUCAUUUUGCCAAUACAGUAACUAAUUAAGCCCUCUUGCUCUGGGGUGAAUCAAGUCUCUCUGGCCUGUUCUCUGAGGUGCUUCUCCAUCCUGUGUUUGCAAAGAUCCAUCUGGCAGGGGUGGAAGACCCCUUCAGCAUUGGCCUGCUGGGCUUCCUGCCAGCGUGCACAGAAAACCUGUAACCUGAACAUGACAGCUGGAAGCAGUUUGCAA